AUGUCUCCAUCCACGUCUCCAUCCACGUCUCCAUCUGCGGUGCGGCUGGUGUUCCUCGGGGCAGCAGGUGUCGGUAAGAGCUCUCUCAUCCGCCGCUUCCUCCACGACCGCUUCGAGCACAAAUACACCCGCACAGUGGAAGAGCUGCAUGUGCUGGAGUACGGGAAGAUGCGUCUGGAGAUCCUGGACACCAGUGGCAGCUACUCCUUCCCGGCCAUGCGGGAGCUCAGCAUCCGACACAGCGACGCGUUUGCGCUGGUUUACGCGGUGGACGACGCGGCGUCCCUGGAGGAGGUGCGGCGGCUCCGCGACGAGAUCCUGGAGCUGCGGUGCGGCAGGAGCGCACACAUCACCGUGGUGGGCUGCAAGGCGGACCUGAGGGACACUGAGGGUCGUGUGCUGCUGGCUGCAGACGUCAUGUCCACGGUGGAGGACGAGUGGGACGCGGAUUUCGUGGAGGCGUCUGCUCGUACCGGAGGGAACGCGGUGGGGGUGUUUCGGUCGCUGCUGCAACAGGUGAAGGCACCGCGCAGAGACUCGGUGUGCAGACCCGCAGUGAAGAAGAGGAGACCCCCACUGAAGAAGAACAACAGCUGCGUCCUGUCGUAG
Anoplopoma fimbria (sablefish) is the source of this 609-nucleotide messenger RNA. RefSeq names its product GTP-binding protein Rhes-like. Gene Ontology annotation, molecular function: GTP binding; GTPase activity. NCBI's taxonomy places the organism in Eukaryota, Metazoa, Chordata, Actinopteri, Perciformes, Anoplopomatidae. The transcript has a single exon. The record is from RefSeq and is a predicted model, not a curated record. Bases 1 to 609 code for a protein of 202 amino acids.